This is a messenger RNA of Balaenoptera musculus (blue whale), 2224 nucleotides long. RefSeq names its product hepatoma-derived growth factor-related protein 3-like. The transcript has a single exon. Gene Ontology annotation, cellular component: nucleus. Gene Ontology annotation, molecular function: double-stranded DNA binding; transcription coregulator activity. NCBI's taxonomy places the organism in Eukaryota, Metazoa, Chordata, Mammalia, Artiodactyla, Balaenopteridae. Gene Ontology annotation, biological process: regulation of transcription by RNA polymerase II. Bases 255 to 914 code for a protein of 219 amino acids. The record is from RefSeq and is a predicted model, not a curated record.
GCGGCGGCGGCGGCGCCGAGCGGCCGGGGACUCCCCUCCCCCGCUGCCGGGCGGUGAGGCGCGGGGCCUGCUGCGCCCCCCGCCCACCCCUCGCCCCAGCCGCCGCCUCGCCCCUUCCCCUGAUCCGAGCGGCCCCUAGUCCGCCCGCCCGCCCGGCCCGCGGGGAGCGCAGCGCAGUCCGUUGGCCCGCGGGGGGGGCGGCCUCCCGGAAUCUUCGCGGCGCCCAAGGACAACCAGGAAGCGGAGCGGCCAGGAUGGCGCGUCCGCGGCCCCGCGAGUACAAGGCGGGCGACCUGGUCUUCGCCAAGAUGAAGGGCUACCCGCGGUGGCCGGCCCGGAUUGAGGAACUCCCGGAGGGAGCUGUGAAGCCUCCAGCAAAUAAGUAUCCUAUCUUCUUUUUUGGCACCCAUGAAACUGCAUUUCUAGGUCCCAAAGACCUUUUCCCUUAUAAGGAAUACAAAGACAAGUUUGGGAAGGCAAACAAACGGAAAGGAUUUAAUGAAGGAUUGUGGGAGAUAGAAAAUAACCCAGGAGUAGGGUUUACUGGGUACCAGGCCAUUCAGCAACAGAAGAUAGAAAAUAACCCAGGAGUAAAGUUUACUGGGCACCAGGCCAUUCAGCAACAGAGCUCUUCAGAAACCGAGGGAGAAGGCGGGAAUACUGCAGAGGCAAGCAGUGAGGAAGAAGGUGAUAGAGUGGAAGAAGAUGGAAAAGGCAAAAGAAAGAAUGAAAAAGCAGGCUCGAAACGGAAGAAGUCAUACACUUCAAAGAAAUCCUCUAAACAGUCCCGGAAAUCUCCAGGAGAUGAAGAUGACAAGGACUGCAAAGAAGAAGAAAAUAAAAGCAGCUCUGAGGGUGGAGAUGCCGGCAAUGACACAAGAAACACAACUUCAGACUUGCAAAAAAACCAGUGAAGGGACCUAACUACCGUAAUGAAUGCUGCAUAUUAAGAAAACCACAAGAAGGUUGGUUGUCUAAUAUUCUUGGAUUUGAUAUGAACCAACACAUAGUCCUUGUUGUCAUUGACAGAACCCCAGUUUGUAUGUACAUUAUUCACAUUCCUCUCUGCUGUGUUUGGGGGAAAAAAGACAUUUUAGCCUUUUUUAAGGUUAUUGAUUUAAUUUCAUGUUAUUUGGUUGCAUGAAGUUGCCCUUAACCACUAAGGCUUGUCCAGAUUUUUGCACAAGCUUAUACAAGUCUAGGAUCCUUUAUCAAGGCAGUUAUGUUCAUCAGUCUCCUGCCUUUACUCCACCGUCACCAAACACUCAGUGAAAUAUAAGUUAGCAUUUUUGAAAAUGACCACUCAACAUAAUGCUUAAGGGAUUUCCUCUCUGUGACAGAACCCAGGAACCAAUUCCUAGAUACAUAAUGCUGGCAUAUUGAAGAUGAACUUAAAAUUGUUCUUCAGUUUUGAGACCAUGUGUAAAGUUUAAUCAUAUUGUAAAAUAUCUAUUCCGUACUAGAAAUAGCUAGUUGACAGCUUAUACUUCUCAAAACUCAUGUUGUUAACGUACAUAAACUCAGUUUCUGUAUGUGAAGUUAGUGAGUCUUUUGUGUUACUCCAAAACAAAGGCAAUGAUUUAUUUUUUCCCAAUCUCAAUACAAUUUGAGCUAAUCGCUCAAGCUGGAUACUUUACAUUUUAAAGCUGGAAUCAGCAGUAGCCCUAUGGGAAGUAAGACAAAGCAUUGCCUUUUAAAUAUAGACUUUUAAAAUGAUCUGUUGUUUUCUUUUGGAACUAGAAUUAGAAUAGUUAAUAUUCAUCCACAAACCAUUAUUAUCUGUACGUUAUUGUUGCAAUUGUGAUAAUAGAAAAUUUUAUUUAUUUUUAUGCCAGCUCAUAUUGUGAGAACACAUUUAGUCAGUUUGGGUUUUAUCAGUGCUGUUAUGCUUGUCCUUGGAAACAUCUUUCACGUAUUCAAGGUUUGUAGUUGAAAACUUUACUGUAAAAAAAAUCAAAAACAAAAAAACUAUUGUUUUUACAUAAUAAAUUUAUUGGAAUGUGUACCGGGAGUAAGAUUUGAGGUUGUAAACAACUAAGUUAGUGUAAUUUGGCUUCAUAUAUGUAAUGUGAGGUAAUGUAAUUCAUAUCUUAAAGCAAAAAUUGUUAACAGCAAGUUGGCAAUAGAAAAAAUAUAUAUACUUUAGUUUUUUAAAAGUCAGAGAAACAAACAUCAAACAGGAAGAAAACCCAACUUUUUUUAACAGAGAGAGAAAAAUUUUAAA